UUCGGAUUCUUAGGAAUAUGGCAACACUGUACAGAUAGAAUAUUUCAAAAUGGCUCCCCCCAUCGAUCCGAAAUGUAUCAGAUUUAAUUUACCUUCUGUCUUUGACGAUGAAUUAAAUGAAAUACUGAAAGUAACUGCCAAGAAUAAAGUUUGUGUUGUGUCUGUAGUCGGAAGAAGUUCCCUUCAUGCUAACUGCUGCAAAACUGGACUUAUAGAUGAAGUUAUAGGAAGAAGCAUUUUUAAGAGUAAUAUGUGUGACAUGCCGAAAAUAAACACUGAUACCCAUUGCGAUAUCAGAGGAUAUUAUGAUCCAGAAAGCCAAGUAAUAUUUUUGCAUCUAACGGGUAUCUUCGACGCAAGUUAUUUAACACAGAUGUGUAAAAGUCUAGAAUCGGAUCUUUUAGAAAAGAGUUUCUUGGAGUUGUGGUGUGAUUUACAAUGCAAAUUUGCCAAAGCUCUUCUUUUAAUGUUCAGCAUUUCACACAUAAUAUUAAUUAGCCAUCCAACGGCGACAUUUGAUGUUAAUUAUAUAUAUCUUUUCAGGACUCUCGAUGUCAUAAGGCAGAAAGCAAUACCUAUAUUAACAGAACAACUACGAGGGUUUAAUAUAUCUAAUGAUUGGAUUCAGGCAGCCAGACCUUGCUCUCCUAGAGUACUUUUUCUCUUUCAGUCGUGCCCUCUUGAUAGUCAGAAGGAAGUGAAAUCGAAUGAUGUGUUUGGUAAUGUCAAGUCUAAGAAAAUUUCUCCUAUAAAGAAGUUAGAACAUGCAUUAGAAGAUCAAAUCUAUCGUAUUUUGAGGAAAAGUAGAGUUAUUACUAAUAUUAGUGGCAAUUCCUUAUUUGCUGUGCCUGCCAAUCAAGAAUUUGUUUACGUUUCCACAUCGCAACCGGUUAUAGAGGAUCCUGUUGGAUUUUUUAUAUCACAGCUGAGAGAUUUUUGUUCAAUUUCUAAAGAAUCUGAUACCUCCUCUUUAAGAUUAAAAAGCUAUGCACUGAGUCGUCGUGGAAGCAUGCAGAACGUCAAUGCUGUAGGAAACGGAAGUGGAAAACUGUCAUUUUUAUCGGAAGAAAGUACAAGCGAUCACAGUUUUCAUUCAUUCCUCUGGCAACACAUUCAAAUGGCUCUUACUAAAGGAUUUGACGAUAAUGUUGGACGUCAUCCAAUUCCUGCUUAUUUUGAAUUGCCAUCAGUAAAGACCUGGUUUGAAAUUUCCAAUAAAUUGUAUAAUUGGUUUUUAAGUGAGCCCAAAGAAUCGAGAAGUAGCUCCAUUCACAAUAGUCUGAGAACCGCAUUAGACAUCGACGUACGAUUUUCAGAAGGGGCACAUCGUGUCCUUGAAACAAAAGAAGAUGAUAGCAGUCGAUCUUUACCAAUUAUGCCUCAUUGCAGUCAGAUAAAAUUAAUUUCGGCCUGUGAUUGUGGCAGAAGACAAGCAAGUAGAGAUGAUCCUUUUACUAUCAAGGCAGCAAAUCACGAGUUUUAUGUGUCACUUCAUAAGGAUUGCUGUGGAGAUUUAGAAAGAAUUGAUUUUCGCAUUUUUCAAGCAGCCAUUACUGAUUCGCAAUCUGACGAUAUAACCAGUCUGAGUAAAUCAGAUGAUGAAGAUGAUAAAGAUAAAGAAAGUGGAAUAGAAACAAAUCAGACUGGAAGUACUUCGGGAGUAUCUUUAUCGUUUGGACAAACAGAAACUUCUGAUAAUUCACCAGGCGAAGAUGAUGAGCAUCAUUUAAGUCAGGAUCAAAAUGAAAAAGAUGAUGCAGACAGUGAAGUUAUUAUCAGUAUUGAUGAAGGAAGUGAUUUUAUUCCUGCAGUAAAAGCCGAAAAACCAUUAAUCCGUCAACCAUCCACUACUGAAUAUCUUCCAGGAAUGAUUAAUUCGGAGAGUCCUUCGGGAUUAUUACCAAAGUUCUCUUCUUGGUCACUGGUUUGUCUCGGACCGUCCAGUCUGUAUUCUCACAAUAUUGGGAUCCAGGACCAACCAGGUUUCAUUCCUGCUACAAACUUCCUUCUUCCUUGGGACGUCACCGUUAAGUUAGAACAACGAGAACGUUGGCCAACUCUUUGGGAAGGAAAGAGAUCCACAGGAUUGAAGGGCAAGAAAGGAGGGAAAGAUGGAUCACAGUUCACUGUGAAGAUAUUUAUUGGAGUGGAGUACGAAUGCCCGAGAGGCCAUCGCUUUAUGUGUUCUGGACCUGAUCGUGUAUUAAGAGCGACUAGUUCCGGACUCGUAAAAGAUAAUGCUAAUAAAGUUACUGGUAAUGAUAUGCCAUUAUAUUUUCCUUGUCCUUGCAGGUCAUCCAAACCGCAAAUUGCCCAACUAAUGAGAAUUCACGUUGUUACACCUAAAGCUCCGGUACAUGUUACUCUCAAUCCAAAAGUGCAGCCCGCUGCAUUACCGUGUCCCAUAUUUUAUCCGGGAAAUGCGGAACCGGUCAAGUUAUCCCAGUCGGCCUAUUGGGUUCUUAGAUUACCUUUUGUUUAUCAAGGAGAACAACAUUCUUACUUACCGCCAAAAGAUGCCGUUUCUGUGGAAGCCUGUCGUUUGUUAAAGGGAACUUAUAAUAUUGCUGAACAGGUUCAGUCUAUGAGAUAAGAUGUAUUAUUAAUGAAAUAUUUCAUUUUGUAAAUAUUUUGUCAAUAAUUUUUAGUGAAUUGCUAAA
This is a messenger RNA of Centruroides sculpturatus (bark scorpion), 2660 nucleotides long. Its product is annotated as protein SMG8-like. NCBI's taxonomy places the organism in Eukaryota, Metazoa, Arthropoda, Arachnida, Scorpiones, Buthidae. Bases 50 to 2593 code for a protein of 847 amino acids. The transcript has 20 exons. The record is from RefSeq and is a predicted model, not a curated record. Gene Ontology annotation, biological process: nuclear-transcribed mRNA catabolic process, nonsense-mediated decay.